Messenger RNA from Boleophthalmus pectinirostris (great blue-spotted mudskipper), 2205 nucleotides. RefSeq names its product G protein-coupled receptor kinase 1 a (gene grk1a). Gene Ontology annotation, cellular component: cytoplasm. The record is from RefSeq and is a predicted model, not a curated record. Gene Ontology annotation, biological process: regulation of opsin-mediated signaling pathway; visual perception; protein phosphorylation. Gene Ontology annotation, molecular function: rhodopsin kinase activity; ATP binding. The coding region runs from base 1 to 1689 and encodes 562 amino acids. Lineage: Eukaryota; Metazoa; Chordata; Actinopteri; Gobiiformes; Gobiidae. The transcript has 7 exons.
AUGGAUAUAGGUGGCCUCACUACUGUGGUUGCCAACUCCGCUUACAUUUCAGCCCGUGGAAGUUUUGAUGGUAGCACCAACCCUGCUGCCAAUCGGGACAAGAGGUACCACUCGCGCCUCAAGUUGCCCCAUAUUACAGUCUGCGAGGGUCUUAGAGAGACAUUGGACUUGGGUUUUCAAUCUGUGUGUGUGGAUCAACCAAUUGGCAAGAAGCUUUUCCAGGAGUUUUUGGAUUCUGCUCCGGAGUACAAGGGCCCCUGUCGUCUAUGGAAAGAUAUAGAGGAGUACAACUUGGCAGAAGAUGAUGAGCGUGUACAGAAAGCGAGUAAGAUCCUGUCCCGUUACAUGGAACCAAAUGCAAAGUAUUUCUGCCCCUUUUUACCUGAAAAUGGGAUCACGAAAGUCAAAGAGAAGCACAAGGAGGCAGGAGAUGAGCUGUUCAAUGAGACAAUGGACAGUGUAAUGGACUUCCUGAAGGAGGUGCCAUACACGUUCUUCUUGGAGAGCAUGUUCCUCAAGAGGUUCCUCCAGUGGAAGUGGCUGGAGAUGCAGCCUGUGGAUGAGGACUGGUUUGUGGACUUCAGAGUUCUGGGGAAAGGAGGCUUUGGAGAGGUGUCUGCGUGUCAGAUGAAGGCGACGGGUAAACUGUACGCCUGCAAGAAACUCAACAAGAAGAGGCUGAAGAAGAGGAAAGGCUAUGAGGGGGCGAUAGUGGAGAAGAGGGUCCUGGCCCGGGUUCACAGCAGGUUCAUCGUGUCUCUGGCCUAUGCCUUUCAGUCCAAAACAGAGCUGUGUCUGGUCAUGACCAUCAUGAACGGGGGAGACCUCAGGUAUCACAUCUAUAAUGUGGAUGAGAAUAACCCAGGCUUUGACGAGCCCAGAGCCUGUUACUAUGCAGCUCAGAUCAUUCAGGGUCUGGAGCAUCUGCACCAGAAGAGAAUUGUCUACAGAGACCUCAAACCAGAGAACGUGCUGCUGGACAAUCAAGGAAACGUUCGUAUCUCUGACCUUGGUUUGGCUGUGGAGCUGGCAGAUGACCAGACCAAAACCAAGGGCUACGCUGGAACGCCAGGUUUUAUGGCCCCGGAGCUGCUCAAAGGAGAGGAAUACGAUUACUCUGUGGACUACUUCACUUUGGGAGUGACUCUGUACGAGUUCAUAGCCGCUAAAGGACCCUUCAGGACCCGAGGAGAGAAGGUGGAGAAUAAGGAGGUGAAGAAGCGCAUUUUAAACGAUCCUGUGGUGUAUCCAGAGAAGUUCAGUGAGAGUGCUCGCUCCGUCUGUGAGGCUCUGUUACACAAAGAGGUCGACAAAAGACUCGGCUUCAGGAACAACUCGUGUGAUGAGCUCAGGGCCCAACCCUUUUUCAAAGACAUAAACUGGAGAAAACUCAAUGCAGGGAUCCUUCCACCUCCUUUUGUGCCAGACUCCAAAACUGUUUACGCCAAAGACCUGGAUGAUGUUGGGGCGUUUUCCACAGUGAGGGGGGUGCAGCUGGAUGACAAAGAUAAGAGUUUCUUUGACGAGUUUUCUACUGGGAACAUCUCCAUCCCGUGGCAGGAGGAGAUGAUUGAGACAGGGAUCUAUGGCGAGCUCACGGUCUGGGGUCCGGGGGGCACGCUACCCAACGACCUGCGGCGAGAGUCCAUCCUGGAGCAGCCCAAGUCCUCUACAUGCUCUCUGUCAUGAGGAAGCACUGAGCAUUUUAAGUGGACUACUGGAAAAAACAAACAGGCACUUUUGUAUUUUGGUGUAUGUCAUAGUAUUUUUUUUCCCCUGCUGUGUAAAGAACUGUAUAGAGCUAACAGAGAUUCAAAAUGAUCUUUAUAGUUUAUUUUUCAAUUCAUGUCAAGUUAAUAAUAAGAUAACAGUUGUGUCAAUUAGUAUAAUCUUGCAACUCCAUGUACCAUUCUUAUUAUUAUUACUUUUAAAUGUAUUUUGGUUAAGACAUUGAUUAUGCUUUUCAUAUCUUCUGGUGGGACUCAGACAGCUCUUCAGUUUAUUUCCCUAAUUUAAAGUCAGUUUCAUUCUGUCAUUUCUGACCUCAUUUUUGGGUAGAACUACUGUGAUAUUGAUGUAGUCCACUUUUAGACCCAGUUUAGCCCUAGAUUAUACCUGAAAUAUUUCUAUGAUAUGAUACUUGAUGGGAAGAGUUUUAGAGCCACUCUCAACUGUAAUAUCUUUAAUAAAACCAAACCAUUACUA